Aethina tumida (small hive beetle) is the source of this 4825-nucleotide messenger RNA. It is a transcript of the gene snama, whose product is annotated as E3 ubiquitin-protein ligase RBBP6. The record is from RefSeq and is a predicted model, not a curated record. The transcript has 12 exons. Gene Ontology annotation, cellular component: nucleus. Gene Ontology annotation, molecular function: zinc ion binding; ubiquitin protein ligase activity; nucleic acid binding. Gene Ontology annotation, biological process: protein ubiquitination; ubiquitin-dependent protein catabolic process; mRNA processing. Bases 179 to 4681 code for a protein of 1500 amino acids. Lineage: Eukaryota; Metazoa; Arthropoda; Insecta; Coleoptera; Nitidulidae.
AAUUAAGGAAAUGUUUGUCAGUGUGAAAAUAUGUUAUUGAAGAAUUGACUCAACAAUAAGUUUGAAAAUGUUUUUACGGUGACUAUGUUUACAUGACGUGCCUGUUAUAUUUAUAUUGAUCAAAUGUUACAAAUAACCGGUAUUGCUCUUUAAGUGGAAGUAGUUUUAUUCAGUUGCGAUGUCCGUUCACUACAAGUUCAAGUCAGCACUUGAUUAUGAUACAGUUACAUUUGAUGGCCUACAUAUAUCAGUCAAAGAUUUGAAAAAUUCAAUAAUACAACAAAAACGUAUUGGUAAGAGCACGGACUUCGAUUUGCAAGUCACCAACGCUCAAACUAAAGAAGAAUAUAAUGACGAGACGGCGCUCAUACCCAAGAACACGUCUCUCUUGAUAGCCAGAGUGCCAGUGGCUGCCCAGAACAAAAACAAACAAUGGGAAGGUUAUGGGGGAGACAACACACCACCAGCAAAGGUGGAUGAUGGGGGUCCAAUUGCCAGAACUGCAGAUCUGGCAUGUCUUAAUGCUCCCGAAGAUGAAAAAAUUAUUGCUAUGAUGUCACAAUCCACACAGGAUUAUGAUCCAAGCAAUUACAUGAAAAUUCGCGGAGCGAAUCAAAUGGGCCCCGUGCCACCGAAUUACCGCUGUUAUAAGUGCCACCAGACAGGACAUUGGAUUAAAGAUUGUCCUCUGGCUCAAGGAAGUGAACCGAUCGAAAUAAAGAAAAGUACGGGCAUUCCUAGGAGUUUCAUGGUUCCAGUGGAUGGUCCUCAGGUGCCUGGUGCCAUGAUGACACCGAACGGUUCUUACGCUGUUCCCGUACUGGAUCACGAGGCAUACAAUAAAAUUCAAGCGCCCGCUCCAGUGCAAGAGCCGAAAAUGGAGAUUCCCGAGGAUCUCGUGUGUUCGAUCUGUUCAGACUUGCUUAGCGACGCUGUGAUGAUACCGUGUUGCGGUAACUCAUUUUGCGACGAGUGUAUUAGAAGUUGUUUACUCGAAUCUGAGGAUCACGAGUGUCCAGAUUGUCAUGAGAAGGAUAUUUCUCCUGGAACGUUAAUUCCUAAUAGAUUUUUAAGGACUUCCGUGGCUAAUUUCAAAAACACGACAGGAUACAUUAAGAAACCCGUUUAUAAACAACCACAAACUGUUGAGGUUUCCCAACCACAAGUUGAAACUACACGUAAAACGCCACCGCCGGCCCCACACGAAGAGUCAGACGUUAAGAAAAAUGAAAAAACCGAGGACGAGGAAAAAACGGUGAUCAGCGAGGCAGACUCCACAGAGCAUUCCAAAUCGGACGAACCUUCAAAACCUGAAGUGAAGGAAGAGGUUCACGAAAUUGCCAAAUCUAGCGCGUCCUCUGACACAUUACCAGAGGGACCUCCUGGUGUUUCGCCAAAAUCUUCGCCUCAGUCCCAGUCCAGCUCAACUAGGGUCAAUAAUCUCAGAGACAAGCCCAAGAGUCAUAAAAGGGAUCGCGAUAAUCGUUCGCCCAGAAGGCAUAAAAGUCGCAAAAUGUCACCGAACUUUAGAGAAUCUGGAAGAACAAUGGAGGAAAGAUCUGGCACGCCUACAGUGGAUGAACCCGGAUCUGCACCCUACAGUGCUGAACGCAUGUACACUGCCCCACCCGGCACUAUACCACCAAUCAUACCCGGUUUACAUCCAAUGCAAGGACCACCACCAAACAUAACUCAAUAUCCGCCUAAUACUCAAGCUAUUGCCACAUUUCCUCCAACUCAAGGUCCACCACCUAACUUUCGUCUACCGCCACCUGGUACUGCCCCUUACAUGACUCAAACAGGCUAUCCAGGUCACCCAAGACCACUGUUCGAUGGAGCCAGACCGUCAAUGGCGGGUCCACCUCCUAACUACAAUCCCAAUUACCCUCCCGGAACUCGACCGCAUCGCGACUAUGCCAGAGGAAGGAUCCGUGAUAGAACUCCGCCUGGACUCAUCGACGACCCACUGGCGGCUUUCAAUCGAAUGUUACGCGAAAAGGACGAGCGGGAGCGUCGGAUAAAGGCUCGCAACAAUCGCAGGAAUAGCUACAGUCGUAGCAGGAGUCGGAGCAGAAGCUACAGCAGGUCACCUCCUCCACUGAGACGCAAGAGGAGCAGGACUCCACGUCGGCGGAACUCUAGAAGCAGGUCCAGGUCAUUUUCAAUGAGUCGGUCACGGUCUAGGUCGUAUUCAGGCGGCAGUCCGCGCGGCUCGCCCUAUAGGCACGGCUCGGCGCCAAGACGGUCCCCACUGCCGCCGCCACCGCGCCGCGGCAACUCACGCUUUCGCUCGCCCGUACGAUCGCCCACCAGGCGUCACGACCGCAACCGGGACCGAGACAGGGACUUCGACCACGACGAUCACAGGUCGUACAGGGAAAAAGACCGUGGCCGUGUCGAUCGGGAUGUGCGGCCGAAUCGCGACCGUUACUACGACAGUUACGACGACAGACGUGUCACGCCCAGGGGUGGUGCGAACCAAUGGAGAGGCGCAACAAGCGGACCACCGCCGCCGCAUUCGGAUGCGGGUUACUACGGAGCGACGUCGGACAUGCAGCACGGUGGCACCGGCCCCUACACAAACAGGUACCCACCUAGAGAGUAUCCUCCCCACAACAUUCCGCAAAAUAUUCCACCGGUGGUUAUGCCACCCAUGCACAUGCCGCCGCAAAGAAGGUACGACGACAUCGCACCGCCAGGAGUCGAGGAACCACCGAUACCCGGCCUUGAGCCGGCACCACAGUUUGAUUCGUACAAAAUGAUGUCAGACAAAAAGGAAAGAUACAGCGAAUCACCGCCCAAAGUCGAAAGGAAAGAUGACAGAAAAGUAUUGGAGAAAAAAGAUGACGUCAAACACGGAGAGCGUAGAAAGCGUCACGAAAGGCGCAGUAGAACUCCAGAGAGACAGGUGAAAUCUUCACCUAGGAAAAAAUCGAAAUCGAAGGAUCAUGACAGCCCUGACAAACAUAAGAAACGUAAAAGGGACGAUUCGCAAGAAAAGGAAGAUCGGGAAAAGAAGAAAGAUUAUUGUUCAGACGAUGAUAAGUCAAAAAAAUCUAAAGACAAAAAGAAAAAGCGAGACAGAAAAGAUUCCGAAAAGAAGAAGAGCAAAGAGAAGAAAGAUAAACACCACAAGAAAAGUAGCAAAAAAAAUAAAGAUGAAUUGAAGCAAGCUGCACCCAACAAAGAUGGCAGUGCUGAUCGAGAAGAAAUACAGGGGAAAGAACAUGAAGAAAAAGAAAUAAUAAAGGAACCGUCACCUGAAAUCAAUAAAAUUUCCCAAGAACACCAAACUCCCGAGCAUGUCUCCAGUCCUAAGACCGAUCUUUAUGACGACGUACUUGUAGAAGAAAUUGACAAGAGUCUAAUGGAGAAUUACGCCAAAGUUCAUGAAGAUUCGGCGAAUACCGAACAAUCAGAGAUCAUUAAAGAACAAACGAAUGACCAUGAAGAUGGUGAAAUUUCCAACAAUUUCGAAGAUGAAUCUGAGAAGGACAUCUUAGAGUUACAUUCAACCGACUUGGACCUGAAAUCCGAGCUGGACAAGAACGAAAUGUUGGCUCCGAUGCCCGAAAAAUCCAAAUGGGAAGUGGAUGAAGAGGGUUCCUAUCAAUCUAGUCCGAAAGAUUCGUCCAAGGCCGAUUCAAAAUUAGAUAAAUCUGGCAAAGUGACGAAUGAAGUGCUGAAACGCGCCGAAAAUGCGAUCUUCGCGAAAGCCAUCAAUGCUAUUAGGCCUAUAGAGAUAAAGAAAAUUAGUAUGGAUAGGGCCAAAUUGUAUUCGGGCGACAUUGAAAAAGGUGAAAACACCAAGAUUCAGUUAACUGUCCCACUAGUAGCAGAACCAAAACCACAACCAACUGUCAGAGUUUCUGUUAAAGAUAGACUUGGAGUAAAAGUAGACGAUCCUGAUCGUGUGGUAAAAAUAGGCAGAAAUAGAUCGCGAACUCUUUCGCCGUUCAGUAGAAGGGGUGACGGCGGAAGAAAUCACGAACGGAGAGUAGAACCCAGUAGAAAUAGAAGGUCUAGAUCUCGACAUGCAGAUAAUAGUCGAGACAGACAAAGAAAUAAAGAUGGUCGACGAGAUCAUCGUGACAAUAAACGUGAUGAUAAAAAAAUAGAGAGAAGCAGGCAAACCGAUCGAAAAGAAAGAUCAAAAAGUAAAUCUAAGCAACAGGACAAGAGACGGCGAUCUAGAUCAAAAAGUUCUAGUGUCGAAGACCAAAAACAUAAACGGAAGGAUAAAAAACACAAGAAAGAAAAAUCUAAGAGACAUAGAGAUGAUGAUGAUGACAAAGUUGAAAUCAUCGAAAAAAUAGAAGAACCAAAAUUUAAAUUAUUAACGGAAAAACGUAAAGCUACAAUUGAUGAAUCUAGUUUUGAGCCAGAUUAUGAUUUGGAAACUGAAUCGGAUAAAGAUGAUGAGAAAAUGGAAAAAAGAAGAGCUGAAAAAGCCCUGAAAGAGGAGGCGAAACAGGAAAGUUCCAGUUCUGAAUCCGACUCAUCAAGCAGUUCAGAGGAAGAACGCAAAAAGAAAAAACACAAGAAACACCGCAAAAAGAAGCGGAAGGACUCGAGUUCGAGCAGUUCAGACUCUGAUAGCGAUUCGAGCGAAGAAGAGAGACAGAAAAGGAAGAAACACAAGAAAAAACAAAAAAAGAAAAAGAAGUCCAAACAUAAAUAAUAUAUUAGGAUAUUUAAUUUAUUGUUUUCAAAUUGGACCGCCAAAUGAUAAUCUGUAAAUAGCUUAAUUAUAAAGUUUACUAAAGGAAUAGUACUAAAAAGUUCGCUGUAUUAUGUAUAAUAAUAAAGUAAAUAUAAUAUAAAA